AUGGAGGAACCUGAUGAGAAACUGAGUAAAGAAGAGAAUAACCAAGGGACACAGCAGAACCCACUCUCCACCCCUGACACCAUUACCCACUGCUGCUCCCCUUGCUGCCAGCCUAUGACUUGCUUCAGGGCCACCUGCUGCCAACCCAUCUGCUGCAUGUCCAGCUGCUGCCAGUCUUGCUGCUGCCCCAGUUGCUGCAAUACAUCCUGCUGUCGACCUAGCUGCUCCUGCUGUGUGACCACCUGCUGCAGGACCACCUGCUGCCAACCAGCCUGUGUGACCAGCUGCUGUAGCACACCCUGCUGCCAGCUCACCUACUGCAGCUCCAGCUGUUAUGGCCAAACUGGCAGUGGGUCCAGCUGCUACCAACCCAGCUCCUGUGCACCCAUGUACUGCAGGAGAACCUGCUACCAGCCCAUGUGUGCCUUCCUGCCUGGUUGCCUNAACCAGAGCUGUGGAUCCAGCUGCUGCCAGCCCUGCUGCCGCCCAGCCUGCUGUGAGACCACCUGCUGCAGGACCACCUGCUGCCAGCCCACCUGUGUGUCCAGCUGCUGCCAGCCUUCUUGCUGCUGAUCAACUCCCAAGAAAACCACCAUCCUCACACAACAGCCUUCUGCUCAACUGACUUAUCUUUUGGGGAACUAAUUUACUUUGCUGCUGACCGCCACCAUGCUCUCACCCAAAUUUUUAUGAAUUCUCUCCAUGUUUAAAAUCUUUUGAAUCAGCUUGAGGGAAGGCAGAGUACUUCAUCCUGAUUCUGUUUUUCCUUACACCUUGUGGAUCAUGUGCCAGGUUUCUGUGUCUUCAGUUUGGAGUCAUGGUCUCAGCUUUGACUCUAAAGUCAAGAGCUUCAUUCUCUGCUUCUCAGAAAUUUAGGUUUCUGCAACUGAUCCAUAAUCUUUGCAGUUAUAAUUUUGUCUUCAAUAUCCUCCUCAUUGUUCUUGUAUCUUUCUUUCUUCUUUUCAUGAUAACUUUGGGUCAUGUUCCUGGUAGCAGAGAUUCUUGCCUACAUGUUUCUGAAUAAACUCUGAACCAUCCUCAUCUCA
This is a messenger RNA of Cebus imitator (Panamanian white-faced capuchin), 1046 nucleotides long. RefSeq names its product keratin-associated protein 9-7-like. The coding region runs from base 1 to 573 and encodes 190 amino acids. Gene Ontology annotation, cellular component: keratin filament. Lineage: Eukaryota; Metazoa; Chordata; Mammalia; Primates; Cebidae. The record is from RefSeq and is a predicted model, not a curated record. The transcript is spliced from 4 exons.